Molecule: messenger RNA, 738 nt
Organism: Exophiala bonariae
Lineage: Eukaryota; Fungi; Ascomycota; Eurotiomycetes; Chaetothyriales; Herpotrichiellaceae
Exons: 1
Coding region: 1-738 (245 amino acids)
Biological process (GO): CUT catabolic process; exonucleolytic trimming to generate mature 3'-end of 5.8S rRNA from tricistronic rRNA transcript (SSU-rRNA, 5.8S rRNA, LSU-rRNA); poly(A)-dependent snoRNA 3'-end processing
Cellular component (GO): nuclear exosome (RNase complex); cytoplasmic exosome (RNase complex)
Molecular function (GO): RNA binding
Source: RefSeq, a predicted model, not a curated record
AUGGCCGCUGUCGAGGUUUAUUUACCCGGCGACACGGUUGACACCAGCCAACUACCAACUUCGCAAAAGCGCAAAAUUGGAGCGGGCCUUCACCAAGAAGCCGGGACCGGAGAUUUCAUGUCAACAAUCGGCGGGUUCGUCGAUGUUGAUUUCAGAAAGAAGAGUGCCCGGAUAUCGACUCCAGAUGCUCGAUAUAUUCCCAAAGCUGGGGACUUGGUCAUAGCCCAGCUGCGGGCUUCAUCCAUGGACUACUUCCACCUGUACAUUAAUUCACAUUCACAGCAGGCAGUUUUGCACCAGUUAGCCUUUGAAGGCGCAACCAAGAAGACUCGGCCGCAGCUCAAGCCAAAUGAUGUUGUCUACGCCAAAGUGGUAGCUGCGCCGAAGAACAUGGAGAUUGAAUUGACGUGUGUGAAUCCAUCAACUGGCAAGUCCGAACCGGACGGUUUGGGAAAGUUGAAUGGUGGCAUGGUGUUCGACGUUAGCCCAGGUCUCGCAGAACGUCUGUUGAGAAAGAAUGGUGUUAUCGCCUUGGACGAAUUGGGCUCAAAGCUACCAGGAGGGUUUGAAAUUGCAGUCGGCAGAAAUGGAAAGGUUUGGGUGGAAUGUCCAGAGGCAGGCGUGAGAGGUGUCUGUGCGGUGGGAAAAUGUCUACGCGAGAUCGACGAGAACGAGUUGAAGGAGAAGGAACAAAAGAAAUUGGUCAACAAGAUCAUCACCGAGCUUCAAAGAGGAUGA